Molecule: messenger RNA, 369 nt
Organism: Lactuca virosa
Lineage: Eukaryota; Viridiplantae; Streptophyta; Magnoliopsida; Asterales; Asteraceae
Source: the annotation of a GenBank genome assembly
AUGAUCGAUUAUUUCGUGAAAAAAGUGAAAUCAGAUGAGAUAACACUGAAACCGAUUUGGGGUGAAAUAGGAACCAAAAAUAAAAAUAAGAUUGAACAACGUAGUAAAGUAGGAUACGCCGUCCAAUGUGGCGUCGUUGAAGAUGAUGGAUCGAUUUUAACCGUAAAUCUUUAUUCGGGUGUUCUUCUCCUCAGUAACGAGUCACGAGUCACAUCGCUCAAGCCCAACCCACAACCAUUGAGCAUCGGCGAUUACAACCUCCAUCCGAUCUCCGACCUCCGACCUCCGACCUCCAACCUCCUUGACUUUUUGUCCAGCUGUACUUCUGAUCUUCAUCGUCCUCCUCACUCCUCUCCUCAACUGGGAUAA